This is a messenger RNA of Lasiosphaeria miniovina, 981 nucleotides long. RefSeq lists its product as uncharacterized. Gene Ontology annotation, cellular component: endoplasmic reticulum. The record is from RefSeq and is a predicted model, not a curated record. The coding region runs from base 1 to 981 and encodes 326 amino acids. The transcript is spliced from 2 exons. Gene Ontology annotation, molecular function: 3-oxo-5-alpha-steroid 4-dehydrogenase activity. Gene Ontology annotation, biological process: polyprenol catabolic process; dolichol-linked oligosaccharide biosynthetic process. NCBI's taxonomy places the organism in Eukaryota, Fungi, Ascomycota, Sordariomycetes, Sordariales, Lasiosphaeriaceae.
AUGGCAUGGCCUCAGUUCGCCCACGAGACGGUUGCGACCUUAGCCGCCGUCCAGCCCUCGCAGUGGUGCCAAGCCUUCUUCCUCGGUGCGGCGGGCGGUGUGGCGGUGGUAGUAGCAGCGCCCGUCGAGGCGAGGACGCUGCUAAUGGACUACGGGGCGCGCAAGGCUCAUAAUAAUAAACAGCAGCAGCAGCGAGAAGGCCAACAUCAACAAGGACAGCAGCAGGCCGGGACACCUGCCUCCCAAACCUCGCCGAGCCGUGACCGACUGCUCUCGCUGGUCGCGGCCGUUUCGUCUUGGGGGCAAGUCCCGCACUCUUGGUUUGUGGCCUUUUACAUGGCUUCACUCGGCUGCUCUCUCUUCUGGCUUGUCCAGUACCUCACCCAGGGACGUCUCUUGGACCACAUUGCAGCGCGCCAGGUGGCGGCCGAGUCAAGGCCACCCGCAGCCUUGGGACAGGUGGCAGUGGCUUGGGUUAUCAUGUUCCUGCAGGCAAGCAGGCGCGUGUUCGAGCACGCAACUAUCAUCAAGCCGUCAAAAUCCACAAUUUGGUUUGUUCACUGGGUUCUGGGACUCUGCUUCUAUCUAUGCAUCAGCGUGUCCAUAUGGGUCGACGGAUCGAAUAACACGGCAACUCUGUUCAAAAUUCUGUUUGCCACCCCGAUAUUCCUAUUUGCCUGGGUCAACCAAUACAGGUGUCACAAGUACCUUGCAGGGCUGAAGAAGUAUUCGCUCCCAGACGAGGGGCUCUUUCGGCAUCUGAUUUGUCCGCACUACACCUGCGAGUGUCUCGUCUAUCUCUCACUAGCCGUCGUCACGGCUCCGCCCGGCCAGUUGUGUAACAAAACACUGUUGUGCGCUCUGUUGUUUGUGGCAAUCAACCUCGGGGCCACAGCAUCGGGAACUCACAAGUGGUAUGGCGAGAAGUUCGGGGCCGGGGCGGUCGCAGGGAAAUGGAACAUGAUACCCUUUUUGUUCUGA